AUGGAGACGCAGUCGAUAAGGCUUCGUUUGGUGUUCGAGGAUGGUUCGCUUCUUAGCGAAACACAACGAUCCGACGGUAUGAACCAGAGUUGGCUUCUAGACGAACCAAACCAACAUCAGAAAAUAUCCGACGUCUGCAAUCAUCUUCUUCACAGUUUCAACCUUCGUGAUUCGUGCCCUAAUGGCAUCCUCCUCUACAUGGAUGGCUUUGUGUUACCACCAUCUGAAUCAACUCGAAUCCUGAAGGACAGGGAAUUUCUUUGCGUAAAAAGGAAAGGUAUGGCUAUGGCUAUGGCUGAAGCAAUAGAGGAGGCGGAUGCAUGUAAUUUGGUCAAAGAAGAGAAAAAGUUGGAACAUGAAUCUUCAUCUGUAGAAACAGUUUCCAAGAAAAGAAAACUUCAGGCUUCAAAUCUAAGUCUGAAGCAACUAAAGGAGAUGUUCAAAGCUGUCACUUCGGAGGCCAUGAAUGCUAAAAAUAAUCAAGAAGCAAGAUCAGCACUUCAAACACUGUGUGAACCAAUUGGUGGGUGGUGA
Messenger RNA from Lactuca virosa, 534 nucleotides. NCBI's taxonomy places the organism in Eukaryota, Viridiplantae, Streptophyta, Magnoliopsida, Asterales, Asteraceae. The record is from the annotation of a GenBank genome assembly.